AUGGAGCUUUUUCUCUUCCAUUUUCGACAGACUGGGAGUACCCUAGAGCAGGUGUUCUUGGGGACCAAGGCCUUCGGAACCAUCGAACCGGCCAAUUUGGAGGCUAUGCUGGCUACUAACUUCAGAGAUUACAGUAUGGGCCUAAGACGAGACAUUACAUUUCCCAUGUUCGGAGACGGCAUUUUCACCCAGGAGGGGGCGGCCUGGAAACACUCGCGAGAACUGCUCAGGCCACAAUUUGCCCACAAGCAGUAUGACGAUCUGGCCGUCAUUCGCGACGCCGUAGACGACCUCCUAGAUGCCAUCCCAAGGUCAGAAGGGGUUGUCGAUCUACAGCCUCUCUUCUUUCGAUUGACCCUUGAUACCACCACUGCAUUUCUAUUUGGAGAAUCUGUUCGAAGCCUGAGGGCGCCCGACACCGCGGGCGAGCAGACAUUUGCCGAUGCCUUCAACAUUGCACAAGAAUACGUGGCAAAGCGAUUUCGGCUCCUAGAUCUUUACUGGUUGAUUGGUGGGAGGAAAUUUCGGGAAGCAUGCGAUAAUGUUCACCGGUUUGCAGAUCAGAUUAUUGAGAAAAACCUGAAGAUCAAACAAGACAGCGCGGAUCAGGCAGAGAAAGAGAAAUACACCUUUUUGAGCGCCGUCUCCAUGGAGAUUCCGGAUCGAGAUGCCCUCCGAAGCCAAAUCAUCAACAUCCUGGUGGCCGGUCGAGACACUACGGCCUGUCUCCUUUCAUGGACAUUCUUCACAUUGGUCCGGUAUCCCAGAGUUCUGGCCAAAUUGCGAGAAGAGAUCGCUCAGACGUGUCAAGGAAGGCCUGACUUGGACAGGAAUGAUCUCCGGAACAUGAGCUUCCUCAACAAUGUUGUCAAGGAGACGCUUCGUCUCUACCCCUCUGUUCCUGUCAACACCCGCACGGCCACAACAACGACAAUCUUACCCACUGGCGGUGGCCCGGACCGCAAGUCUCCUAUCCUUAUUCCCAAAGGCUCUGCUGUCGCCUACAGUGUCUAUUCAAUGCACCGUCGCCCGGAUCUCUAUGGGAUGGAUGCCGAGAUCUUCCGUCCCGAGAGAUGGGAUGAAGACAUGCCAUUGUACCACGAUCCCACACACGCCAAAUGGGGCUACCUACCGUUCAACGGUGGCCCACGGAUAUGCUUGGGCAUGGAUUUUGCCCUAACUGAAGCCGCAUACACCAUCGUCCGAUUAAUCCAACGAUUUCCCGUGAUCAAACUGCCGCCGACCGAAAUCGUGGAGCUGACCGGGGUUGAGAAGCAGACAAUGACACUGGUCAUGUUUAUCGCGGAAGGUUGCAAGGUGGAACUGCACUCAUGA
Molecule: messenger RNA, 1335 nt
Organism: Capronia epimyces CBS 606.96
Lineage: Eukaryota; Fungi; Ascomycota; Eurotiomycetes; Chaetothyriales; Herpotrichiellaceae
Exons: 5
Coding region: 1-1335 (444 amino acids)
Molecular function (GO): heme binding; oxidoreductase activity, acting on paired donors, with incorporation or reduction of molecular oxygen, reduced flavin or flavoprotein as one donor, and incorporation of one atom of oxygen; iron ion binding
Source: RefSeq, a predicted model, not a curated record